AAAACAUGGCUCAAAAGCCGGGGACGAUGGCUCAAAUGCGAAAUGGCACAAGCGGCGGCGACAAACGCCAAUACGAGACAGAAGUGAUAAUUUUAAAUCAAUGCAGAAAGUUAAAUGGUCAGAUCUUCAUCCAACGGGACUACUCGAAAGGCCUCGACGUGCAGUUUGAGGCUGAAUAUCCGGCAAGAUUAACUGAAAAAGUGCCACGCGACGUCUGGGAGAACACAAUUGUCAGGAUAAAUAGGAUAUUUGCAGACGCUGAAGCGAUCACGCCUCAAACGAUUUUCGAGACGGUGCUGGGCUGUUUCACGUGCUACGCCUCCUACGCCAUCACAAAAUCCACGUAUCGGCGGAAACUCGACGAGCUGCAAGAGUUUCUGAAUCGAGAAAAUCGAGAAAUCUAUCAUCACGUCGGAUUUCACAUCAGAAAUCCCAUGGAGAGAGGCUUGAGAGUGCUCGAAAUUUCCCUGCUCUCGAGGCAAGGCGAAACUCCACGAGAUGACGUGGAUUCUCCAGGCGGCGCGAUUCGAACGAUCUGAAAAUUUUUUAAAAAUUAUCGCUGGCAGAACGAACAACAAUGUUUAGGGAAAUUUAAUUUCUUUGUUUAUUUUGUCCUUAUUUUCAUAUUUUCUCCUUAUUUUACAUCCAUUCGAUCCCUUGAAUCAAAUCCAGGUGCGAUAUAUGUUAUGUUUUUUUUUUUUAAUUUGAUUUUUCCAUCAUCAAUCCUCACUUUUUAUCAUCAAUAAUUUGUUCUGAACACACAUUCACCAAGCUUUAUAUAUAAUUAAAAUACCCAUCACUAAGUUAAUCUUUGUUUGUAUCAUAUUCCCUUUACUCUUAAAAAAUUCAAAUAAAAAAUAACAAAUC
This is a messenger RNA of Caenorhabditis elegans, 867 nucleotides long. It is a transcript of the gene Y57G11C.33, whose product is annotated as Ras modification protein ERF4. The coding region runs from base 6 to 539 and encodes 177 amino acids. Lineage: Eukaryota; Metazoa; Nematoda; Chromadorea; Rhabditida; Rhabditidae. Gene Ontology annotation, cellular component: endoplasmic reticulum membrane. The record is from RefSeq and is marked reviewed. The transcript has 5 exons.